UGUUUGCAUUUGAUCUAAAUCUCUCGCAGGUGCCAUUCAAAUUAUAAACAACAAUAAGCGCUCAUUAAAAGUUAAUGCCGUGCGAGCAUCAAUUUAAUGAUAAUGAAAACAAACCAUUCGAAUAAAAUUAAAAUAAUUUCUUCCAUUGCUGUUACGACCACAGCCGGUCAUGUCUAGCUUGGUGAUGUCACGUGCGGAGGAUUUUAUUGAUUGGUGGCAGCACACGGUCUUCUAUCAAAUCUACCCGCGCUCCUUUAUGGAUAGCAAUGGGGAUGGCAUUGGCGAUUUGAAGGGAAUUACUUUAAAGCUGCCCUAUCUCGCUGAGACGGGCAUUAAAGCCACCUGGCUGAGUCCGAUAUUCGCCUCCCCCAUGGUGGAUUUUGGUUACGACAUAUCGGAUUAUAGGAGCAUACAACCUGAGUAUGGCACCAUGGCGGAUUUCGAGGAGCUAGUGGCCACCGCUUAUGGACUGGGCAUUAAAAUUAUUCUAGACUUCGUGCCCAAUCACACAUCGGAUCAGCACGAGUGGUUCAAGAAGUCGGCCCAGAAUGAUCCAGUGUACCGGGACUUUUAUGUCUGGGCUGAUGCCAUACUUGAUGGGGAUAAUGGGCCACAUCCACCCAAUAACUGGCAAUCUGUGUUCUAUGGCUCAGCAUGGACAUGGCACCCAGAACGCAAACAAUACUAUUUACACCAGUUUACCAAAGAGCAGCCGGAUUUGAAUUUCAGAAAUCCUGAAGUUGUCAAAGCCAUGGAUGAGGUGCUCACAUAUUGGCUGGAUAAAGGCGUGGCGGGUUUCCGAAUUGAUGCUGUAAACCAUCUAUUCGAAAACGUGAAUCUAGAUAAUGAGCCAGUGAGUGGCAAAACAGAGGAUCCAUUGUCCUAUAGCUAUACGGAGCAUAUUUACACGAAAGAUUUGCCCGAAGUGCUCGAAAUGGUGCAGCAUUGGCGCCGCCUGCUUGAUGAGUACAGUGCCACUCAUACGAAUGGUCCCACACGCAUAAUGAUGACCGAAGCUUAUGCCCCACUCCAGAAACUGAUGGACUACUACGAGGAUGAGAGUGGUGUGCAUGGCUCACAUUUGCCCUUUAACUUCCAUUUCAUUACCGACGUUGGCGCCACCUCGGAUGCACGUGACUUUGUAUAUAACGUGGAGAAAUGGUUGAUCUACAUGCCGCGUGGGCACGCAGCCAACUGGGUCAUGGGCAACCAUGACAAUCCACGCGUCGCCUCACGCUUCGGCCCAGCCAGCGUCGAUGCCAUGAACAUGCUCCUCCUGACUCUGCCUGGGGUGGCCGUUACGUACAAUGGCGAGGAGUUGGGCAUGCUGGACUAUCGAGAAAUUAGCUGGGAGGAUACUGUGGAUCCGCCGGCACGCAAUGCUGGCGAGGAAAAUUAUAAGGAUGUAUCUAGAGAUCCGGAACGUACGCCCUUCCAAUGGAACAACGAAACCAAUGCAGGUUUCUCCAGUGCUGAGCACACUUGGCUGCCUGUGCAUCCCAAUUACUUGGAGCUGAAUCUGGCUAAGCAGCAAGAGGCUACUAAGAGUCAUUAUAAAGUCUAUAAGGCGUUGGUAGAACUGCGCAAGUCGGUCGUUUUGCGCCGCGGUCGCUUCACCAUAGAGCCUUUAUCAAGGGCCGUGUUUGCAUUCAAGCGCACGCUUAAGGAGUAUAAUACACUGAUUACCAUAAUAAAUGUGAGUGCGGAGCCGCAACUUGUGGACCUCAGUGAGUUCGUUGAUCGUCCACAGAAGCUGGUGGUGGAAGUCGCUGGUGCUGAUUCAUCCUAUGAGCCCGGCACCAGCUUUUUGGCCACGAAUGACAGUCUGAAGUUGCCGCCUCGCUCGGGCAUUGUGCUGGCUGCCCAUCAACAAUUUAUGGGUGAGCAGCGUCGAGCGCUUGUCAAACAGCUCAUCAAGUCGGCAAAUGUCGUGCUGGUGGGCCUCCUAAUGUACAAAUUGUGGCGACACAAAUGGACCAAAGUGAACUUCAAUCAGCACCACUUGAUGUAUUGAUUUUUGAGCGUACUGAUGGAUUGAUUGAUUACUGAAAUAUUUCUCGAAUUACCAUUGUCAGCGGAGAAUUUAAUUAACAACUCACUGGAGUGGACAAAUGAAAUGUUUAGCAUAAAUAUUUGUCAAUACACAUUUGGUUUUCGCUUUAAAUUUCGUUUGUACAGCCUCAAUCCGGUUUUAAUAAAACUGAAUUUUGUAACUUA
Molecule: messenger RNA, 2217 nt
Organism: Scaptodrosophila lebanonensis
Lineage: Eukaryota; Metazoa; Arthropoda; Insecta; Diptera; Drosophilidae
Product: maltase 2-like
Exons: 7
Coding region: 170-2014 (614 amino acids)
Biological process (GO): carbohydrate metabolic process
Source: RefSeq, a predicted model, not a curated record